Molecule: messenger RNA, 2369 nt
Organism: Neurospora tetraspora
Lineage: Eukaryota; Fungi; Ascomycota; Sordariomycetes; Sordariales; Sordariaceae
Product: ankyrin repeat-containing domain protein
Exons: 2
Coding region: 1-2160 (719 amino acids)
Cellular component (GO): nucleus; cytoplasm
Molecular function (GO): protein binding
Source: RefSeq, a predicted model, not a curated record
AUGUCUUCGUCUGCUGAGCAAGCUCUCACACUCCCGCCGACGGUACAGCCACGGACACUUCUCGACCUCCCCCCCGAAGUAAUGCGCAUGGUUGCGGAUCAUCUCAAGGAUUCAGAGUUGAACUCUCUGGCUCGGACAUGCAAUGCGAACUACACCAAAUGCAAUUGGGAGCUAUACAGGAGGGAUUCCAAAUCCCUCAACCCCCAAGCCUUGCUCUGGGGUUUUCGAAGGGAAAGGUCGCCCUGGACGGCUCUGCACUUCGCUGCCGUGUUCAACCAAGUCGAAGCUACCAAGUUUCUCCUCCAACACGGAGCCGAUGUCAAGGCCGUCUGCCCCAGAGACGGCUACUUUGUCCUCGCAGAUGUCAAUGAUCCACUCCCACGCCCCCCUCUCUUCACAGCGCUUAAGACGAAAAGUGAGGAUGUCGCUGAGGUUCUUUUGAGCCAUGGUGCCUCGCCUCUGUGGGCUCCUCCCGGUACCGGCAGGCACGCGAAGGAGACAGCCUUGUAUUUGGCAGCUCAUCUCGGUAUGUGGAAGCUCCUGGAGCUCAUUGUCCGCGCGGGAGUGGAUGUCAACGCGGGUUGUCAUGUUGAUGAUGUACCCAGAUGGUCAACGGACCCUGCUGGAAAGUCCAUCCUUCGAAAGCUGUGUUACAAUCCGCGAAAGCCCACAGAGAAGGUAAUCACCGAGCUCGUCAGGUUGGGCGCGAAAGCAACUGUACGAGAAAUUCCAGGACGGACGAACAUGGUUCACCUCCUCCUUCAACUCAUCACAGGUACUGGACAAGGCAGAGCGACCGAGCCUGAUUGGCCCCUCGCAAGCAUCCUGCUAAGGACAGGAGCCUGUGACGGGACACUGGAGGAAAUCGAGGUUCUAGCAGCGAUCCAGCUAACCUUGUUUCCGAGGAACUGUCCCUACACCCCGAACCUCACCAGGCACACUCUCUCCAUGUCCAAUCUCACGUAUUUGAACAAAAAUCCCCGUGCAUACUCGAUCAAGGCAUGCCUGGUCGGAACCCGAUGCAAAUGCAAGGAGCUUAAAGACCGGUACCCCGAGAAUGAGCCGAUAAACGGGAGGAAAUGGCAGACCGAGCUGCUCCAAGAGCUCGUGAAUUUCCAAGUCCGUUUUUAUGGUCGGGAGAGGCUUGAUGCCGCGUUACCCUUUCUCACUGAGACCGUGCUAACGUUGUUAGCGCGUCACCGGCAUCGGAACACAGUCGCUCUGGACAUUUGGCUUGAGUUAAUGCCGGACGACCACAAGACCAAAGUCGUCAAUGUUCGACGCCAGACUGCUCUGCAUAUCGCCCUGAAUAUCGAUAGCUUCGACGAAAAGCUAUGGUACGUUGAGGGCAAGCCUACAAAGGAUAUCGACAGAGCCUUCGAUCAACAGCAUGAUGUCCUCUUUUACCUCCUCGAGCGAUGUACAUCCGAAGAGCUGCUGGCCCAGGAUGUCAAGAAGUGCACCCCGUUGCAGCUUCUUCUAGGCGCACUCUACUGGGGCCAAGAUGAAGAGUACUACAGCGACUACGGCGCGGACCUUGCUGGCCCUGGCAACAAGCCUCUUGAACCCUUUUCCGAGGACGUUUGGGCCAGGAAGUGUUUGGCAUUCGUCGAGAGGAUGCUAACGGAGAUCCCUGAAAUGUCAGACUCUGUCUAUUGGCGAGUUGUUGGGGAGCUUCACUGGCGUCGCUGGGAGCUUAGCUGCGAGUCCGGCCUCAUCUAUCUGGGCAGAACGGGAGGCCGAGGGAGGGUGCCACACUAUUUUCCGAGUUUCAAACCUAGAGAUGGGGAGGUGAAACGUCCAAUCCCUCAGAACUCUCCCUUAUUGCCCACACCAGCUAAAACUACAACGGCAGCAGAGUCCGCACCGCCUGCUGAAUCUACACAAGCAGAAGAGCCCAUGCCGCCAGCAGAGGCUACGCAGCCAGUAGAGCUGCCAACCAGGCCAGACAAGCACGCUCUACCAGACGAGCCGGUGGCGCCGGAAAAGCGACAACGGACAACGGAGUCCCAGGCAACGGCAGAGAACACCACCACCGAUCAUUCUGUGGCAGAACAGCCGCAUGCGUCGCCGUCGACACCAGUCUCUUGGGAUGAUCUUGACUUCGAAACGUUAAUGGAGAACGUCCAAGAGGAGUACCACAACGCCUGGUCAAAUUAAGUGUGUGAGGGCAAAGGAAAAACGGUGAUUGAACUUCCUGUUGGGUUAUGUAUUGUUUUUGGGGCUGGCUUGGCAAUUGGUUGAGGAAGUACUGAUGAAACUCGGAGCAAUCCACCUUUUGAAAGGUGGUUUGGAUGUUGUUGAAAGGUUGUUCUUUAUUAUGGAAGGCCUCUUCGAGCCGCGUGCCCAGCAAAAGUGCUUCCUCAGAC